AUGUUGUCUAGAUUCGGCUUAGCCCGUAGAUACGUGGGGAGACCGGCUGUCAGAUUCUUGACUACCAAAACUACCAUCACUGACCAAAAUGACGGUCGUGUCAUCACAUUAACCGACCCAAACCGUCCAGAAAUAGCAGACUACCCAAACCCAAAGCCAGUAUUGGCCCAAAGCAAAGAUCCAUAUGCCAAGUAUGACGAUCAACAGAAUAGAAGAAACCUCAAUGACCCAGUGAACAUUGACGACGAUUUGUACGACAUGUGGUCCCCAGAUUACUAUGACUUUGUUUCUGACAAGACUGCCUUGAAGCAUAACGCUAUCUUCUUUUCACUUGUGUUUGGAUUCGGUGCCACUAUCUGGUACUUCCAAUUGAACCCUGAAAAGCCAGCCAUGCCAAGAUCCUACCCAUUCGGAGGUUUGGCCAAGGAGUUGGGUUCUGGUAGCAAGGAAGAUGAAUACUUCUACCGUGUCAAGCCAGACACCACUGCUGAACAAGAAUUGGGCUUCUUAUCCAACGACUCUGAAAUCGAAACCCAACAGAAGGCUUACGAAGCAGCCAACGCUGACUUCAUCAAGGCAUAAACAUCAUAUUACAGUGCCCUCUUAUAGCAUUGAAUACAUAUCACAUAUUCUGAAACUCUAGUGAAUUGCUUGGAACUGUGGCCUAAACUGACCACCGUAUCUUCAUCAGUACUACUAAUGUCACAUUGUAUUCUUACCUGGUGUGAUGUCGAAAGCGUGUUUCCAAGUACCACAAACCUCGUACAAGAUAAUAUAGCCACAGUUUAAUGUUUACUUUCUAUACUAGUACAGUAGUUUAUUCUUGCCCGAUGGUUCUUAUGGCCAUCACUUCAAUACUUC
Molecule: messenger RNA, 861 nt
Organism: Suhomyces tanzawaensis NRRL Y-17324
Lineage: Eukaryota; Fungi; Ascomycota; Pichiomycetes; Serinales; Debaryomycetaceae
Exons: 1
Coding region: 1-582 (193 amino acids)
Cellular component (GO): mitochondrion
Source: RefSeq, a predicted model, not a curated record